AUGUCGACGUCCACGGUAGACGGCUCCGGCCCUGCACAGAUUCGCCCGUUAUCGGCUUCGCAAGAACGACGUCUUGUUGAUCACGUCGAGGAUAAAAUGCUGCAGAUAACGAGGUCUUACAAGAAACGAUCAUUACCAAUGUCAGACCUAUCCACCAUGAUCGACUACCUGAACGCGACGCACAGCGUGAUGUCCUUGAUACUUCAGAUCCCUCCCGUAGAUCCCUCUGCAUCUCUUCGCACGACCCUGCUGUUACGGCUCACCGGAGAAGCGCUGGCUUGCAUCCCGGGUUACGUACCCGACACACCGUCGCUCGUCGCCCUCCUCGAAUGGCUGGAUGACCUGGACAAGGGAUGGCUGGCUGUCCUCAGGCGAGAGCCAUGGGACCCAGCACUCAGAUCAGGCGUUGAGAUGCCGUGCACGGAAGACGAACAUGCGAAGCCUAUGACACAAACCGAGCGCACGCGAUUGCGCAGCUUGAUCAUGAGCGGGACGGAUACGCUGGAGGAAUGGCUUUCCACCCAGGACGUGGAGCGAGAGGAUUUCCGUCAAGCUCUGGAGAGGAUGGGAGCUAAACAAGGUUUCGACGACAUCUUCACCCGCACGCUCGGGGAAUUGGGCAGUCUGCAUGGUACUACGCUCCUACUUGACAACGGAGCAGGGCAUCCUCAAGCAACCGCAUGAUGACAUUUCCCCCUCACAUCAUACCCAAACGCUGUACUCAACAAUGUUGAACACUCAAUACAUACAGCACACAUAUGAUACACUAUUUCCA
Punctularia strigosozonata HHB-11173 SS5 is the source of this 775-nucleotide messenger RNA. RefSeq lists its product as uncharacterized. NCBI's taxonomy places the organism in Eukaryota, Fungi, Basidiomycota, Agaricomycetes, Corticiales, Punctulariaceae. The transcript is spliced from 2 exons. The coding region runs from base 1 to 684 and encodes 227 amino acids. The record is from RefSeq and is a predicted model, not a curated record.